This is a messenger RNA of Populus euphratica (Euphrates poplar), 1474 nucleotides long. RefSeq names its product probable serine incorporator. Gene Ontology annotation, cellular component: membrane. NCBI's taxonomy places the organism in Eukaryota, Viridiplantae, Streptophyta, Magnoliopsida, Malpighiales, Salicaceae. The record is from RefSeq and is a predicted model, not a curated record. Bases 178 to 1422 code for a protein of 414 amino acids. The transcript is spliced from 7 exons.
CUCCACCCGCACAGCCACAUAAUCCAACGGCAAGCAUAACGAACUUUCUCGGAAAAGCAGAGAACCACGCCGUAUAGGCCAAAAGCACCAGUCUUUCUUGAGCGAGAAAACAAAAAUUCGUAAUCAAAGCAUCAAGAACACCUCUUCCUCCAAUUCUCUCAGACUGUUGAAAACAAGAUGUGGGCAGCUUCUUGCCUGGCGUCAUGCUGCGCUGCCUGCGCGUGUAAUGCAUGUACGACUGUAGUAUCUGGGAUUAGCAGACGAUCCGCCAGGAUCGCCUACUGCGGUCUCUUUGCUUUGUCUUUAAUCGUUUCCUGGAUUCUCCGAGAAGUUGCGGCUCCUCUCAUGGAGCAAAUCCCUUGGAUUAAUCAUUUUCAUAAGACGCCGGAUAGGGAAUGGUUUGAGACAGACGCGGUUUUGCGUGUUAGUUUGGGGAAUUUUCUUUUUUUCACUAUAUUGGCUAUUAUGAUGGUUGGUGUGAAGAAUCAAAAGGACCCACGUGAUAGUUUGCACCAUGGCGGAUGGAUGGCGAAAGUUGUUUGUUGGUGUCUUUUGGUGAUCUUCAUGUUUUUUCUUCCGAAUGAGAUUGUCAGCUUCUACGAGUCAAUUUCCAAAUUUGGCUCUGGAUUGUUUCUUCUUGUUCAAGUUGUGUUUUUGUUGGAUUUCGUUCAUGGAUGGAAUGACAAAUGGGUUGGAUAUGAUGAACAGUUCUGGUACGCCGCUUUAUUUGCUGUGUCGUUUGUCUGUUAUGUGGGAACAUUUGCCUUCUCAGGACUUCUCUUUCAUUGGUUCACUGCAUCUGGACAGGACUGUGGAUUAAACACUUUCUUUAUUGUUAUGACCCUGAUCUUCGCGUUUGCUUUUGCUAUCAUUGCACUACACCCUGCAGUAAAUGGAAGUGUUUUGCCUGCUUCAGUUAUAUCCUUGUAUUGCAUGUACCUAUGCUAUAGCGGACUUUCCAGUGAACCAAGGGAAUAUGAGUGCAAUGGUCUUCACAGGCAUUCAAAAGCUGUUUCUACCAGUACUCUUACCAUUGGUCUGCUUACAACUGUUCUAUCUGUAGUCUAUUCCGCUGUCCGUGCUGGAUCCUCUAACACCCUGCUCUCCCCACCAAGUUCACCCCGUGCUGGUGCCGACAAACCUUUGCUUCCACUGGACAACAAGCCAAGCGAGAAAGAAGAAAAGGAGAAGGCUAAGCCAGUCACGUAUUCUUAUUCCUUCUUCCACAUCAUCUUCUCUCUUGCAAGUAUGUACUCUGCAAUGCUUUUGACUGGAUGGUCAGCCUCGGUUGGGGAGAGUGGAAAGCUGGUAGAUGUGGGGUGGCCCUCUGUUUGGGUUCGUAUUUUGACUGGGUGGGCAACUGCAGGUCUCUACAUCUGGUCUCUGGUUGCUCCUAUUCUGUUCCCAGACAGGGAGUUCUGAGUCUCCUACUCUCCUCGGUGGAAAGCACUGUAGGGACAAAAAAAAAAAAGAG